AUGAGCAAGGCCGGAUUUGACAGGCAUUCGAGGCCAAUGGAGGCACCCCGAUUGUCGGAAUACAACUUUAACAUCGAUAUCUCGGACAUCGUAUCAGCCAUGGGUAGAAUCAGGGAUACCAGAUGGCCAAAGCCCGUGGAGUCAGAUCAUUCUCGAAGGAACCCCAACUUGAUGUGCGAAUAUCAUGGAAUUCAUGGUCAUAGGAUCGAGGAUUGUAGACAGCUCCGAGAGGAGGUGGCCCGGCUGAUUAACGAAGGGCACCUUCGAGAAUUCCUCAGCUAUCGAGCCAAGGACCGCUUUCUAGAAAGAGAGGCGAACGGAAAGAAUGGACUAGAAGAACCUCAACACAUCAUUCACAUGAUCGUUGGAGGAACCGACGUCCCACAGGGACCCAUGUUCAAACGGGCCAAAGUGCCCAUCGCAACGGAAAGGCAAACUCGGAAUUACAUACUUGAGGAUGCCCUUGCAUUUAGAGAAGAAGACAUCGAGCCCUUGUCCCUACCACAUAAUGAUGCACUGCUCGGACUGCUCGAUCAGAUCAUACCAAUCUCUCUAGUUCUCAAUGGAUUCAACCUGGCAAGUGAGACAAAGAAAGGAGAAAUCAUCCUCCCAGUCAACAUGUCCGAUACAGUACAAGACACCAAGUUUCAUGUCAUCGAAGCUAAGGAGAUGUUCGCGGUAAACGACAUGGAACCAACAUCGACUCUCCCCGUUCAGGACGAGUCAGGGAACAGGUUUCCCCCCGAGGAAUAG
Messenger RNA from Nicotiana attenuata, 753 nucleotides. RefSeq lists its product as uncharacterized. Bases 1 to 753 code for a protein of 250 amino acids. The transcript is spliced from 3 exons. Lineage: Eukaryota; Viridiplantae; Streptophyta; Magnoliopsida; Solanales; Solanaceae. The record is from RefSeq and is a predicted model, not a curated record.